UGCCCUUUUCCUUUUGUUAAAGAAGAUGAGAUCUUUAUGAGGAAAUGAGAAAUCCCUAAAGACAAGCUCACCCACUUCAUCUCUCUGUCUCUCUCUCUCUCUGCGCUCUUUUACAUCCCUAUCUUAAUUCAACAACUCACGCUUUUCCUGUUCUUUCCUCACUUCAUCUUCGAAAGCUCCUUUUAUCUCUGAGCCCCGAGUUCUCUGAAAUCGCUUAGUUUCCGAGAGUGUUGUCUUUUGUUUAUUCAGAAAUCGCUUUGUCUUGUAAGAGGGAAGUUCCACUCUACUCUUCUGGAACCGUGGGUUGACUUUGAUUUUUCAAGUUUCUGCAACUGGGUUUUCUUUUUUGGAGUUCAGUUUGGGUUCUUGGCUGUUGAGAAAUCAGCCAAUUUCUGAGAAAGUCAAGGUUUUUGGUUUCUGCAAGUGGGUUUUAUUUUUGGAGGUCUGUUUGAGUUCUGGGCUACUGAGAAAUCAGCCAAAUUUCGAGAAAGUUAAGGUUUUUGGUAUCUGGGUUUGAUUUGUAUUGGAUUUCUGCAAGUGGGUUUUUUUGGAAUUAGAGGUCUAGUUCAUGAAAUCCAUCCGUGGAUUUCAUGUAAGACUGAGUUUUUGUUAUUGGGGUUUGUUUUGAAUUGUAGAGAAAAAAAAAAAAAAAAAAAAAGGAGAGAGAAUGAAAGCUGGGAAAGAUGAGGAGAAGAUCAUGGGGCCCAUGUUCCCAAGGCUUCAUGUUAAUGAUACAGAGAAAGGAGGGCCAAGAGCACCUCCAAGGAACAAGAUGGCUCUCUAUGAACAGCUAAGUAUUCCCUCCCAGAGGUUCAAUACGGGGGUUUUGCCUCUUACACACCCAAAUAACACUAGCAGUAGGGUUCUCCCAGCAUCCUCAAGCCAGGGGAGUGGCCUUGAAAGAAAUUUUCACUUUCCGCUUCACGAUCCUUCACCAACGCCGACUCACCGGGCAGAGACAUUUCUUGCUCAACAAUCUGAAGGGUCAAGUUUGAACAACUCAUUGGCACAACUUGAGCAAAGAAACGGAGUAGGAGAUGAAGAUGACUUUCUUGUUCCUGUAUUUGUUCAAUCAGGGGCAGGUAGUAGAACUCAAAACAGUGUAGACAGGGAAAAACUCACUCCCUUUAAUCCUAGGUAUUCUGGUCGUUCCAUAAAACACCAAAAUGUUUGUGAUAAGGAUCCAAAAUUAAUGACCUCCCUGGGUCCUGAUUUGAGAAAAGAAGUGAGAUGUGAGAUUGAAGAGGUCCCAAAAGUGAGUGGUCCAAGUCAUUCAGCAAAAUCUAAAACAAAUCUAUCAACCAAAGAAAAGAUUGAAGGGCUUGUGAAGGAGUCUAAUGCAAUUCCAGAUCAAGAGUAUCAAGAUUUCCCUGUGACUAAUAUAUGCAAUUUAGAUGAUUCUGAUUUACAACAAGAGUUCAGAACCAGGUCACAGCCAAUUGACAAUGGACUUGUUGGGUCUAUAAGGGAGGGAGAUGUUGCCCAUCAAAGAAGAGUCUCUCAUUGUAGGGAGGAUGACAGCAGUCCCAAUGAGGCUGAUAAUGACUUUCAAUAUUGUGGAGACAGGUCAAAUGUGUCACUACAAAUGGCAAACGUAGACAAGGGUGAUGAUGUCUCUGAGACCUCCAUGGUGGAUUCUAUAUCAGGCUUGGAUAUCUCUCCAGAUGAUGUUGUUGGAAUGAUAGGUCAGAAACAUUUCUGGAAAGCAAGAAGAGCGAUUGCCAAUCAGCAAAGAGUAUUUGCCGUGCAAGUCUUUGAGUUGCAUAGAUUAAUAAAGGUCCAACGACUGAUUGCUGGAUCUCCACAUCUUUUGCUUGAAAAUGGUGCUUUUCUGGGCAAAUCUUCAUUGAAGGUUUCUCCAGCAAAGAAACUUCCAUCUGAUUAUGUUGUGAAACCACCAGCACACAUCACUAAGCGCAAAGAUAAUUCUGAGAAGCCAAACCAUAAAAUGGAAUGUUCUGCGGAAAAUGCAGUUGGGAAGACAUCUCUUUCCACUGUGAAAAAUGGUAGUCAGCCUUCAAAUUUCGGGCCUUAUCUAGAAAACUCACAGCCAUCACCAGCAGCUACUGAUGGUAAAAUGGGUCCUUGGGGUUUUCAUCAGUCACCCGGGCAUCAAUGGUUGAUUCCUGUAAUGACUCUGUCUGAAGGGCUUGUAUACAAGCCUUAUCCUGGACCUGGGUUUAUGGGAACAGUUUGUGGAGGAUGUGGACCUUUCAGUCCAGCUCCCUUGACAGGUAACUACAUAAAUCCAAAUUAUGGGGUUCCAUCUCCUCAUCAUCAUCCAGGAAUUGGCAUGCUUCCCGGUACUGCUCCAAUUGGUCAUACGUACUUCCCUCCAUAUGGCAUGCCAGUCAUGAAUCCAGCCAUGUCAGGUUCAGUAAACCGGUUUGCUGGACCUGGUUCACAUGGUCAAACUGGUCAGUUAUCAGGAGGGGAAGCCAACCCUAAUAUGCAGCAUCAGAGUUCAUGUAAUGUGCCAAAUCAAAAAAUUAGAGCUGCUUCACAAGCUGUGAAAUUUCAGGUAUCUAAAGACUCUGAAUUUCAAGGAAGCACAGCAAGUAGUCCCAGUGAGCGAGCACAAAGUGUUGAGAUUCGUCACACUGCAGAUGGGAGAGAUGCACUAUCCCUUUUUCCUAUGGCUCCAGCAGUCCCAGAAGCAGCUCCUCAGCCUUGUGAAACUGACCAGCCAACACGAGUGAUCAAAGUUGUGCCUCAUAAUCCUAGAUCGGCAACUGAAUCAGCAGCUCGAAUUUUCCAAUCUAUACAAGAAGAGAGAAAGCAGCAUGACUCAGUUUAGUUCAUUUAUUUGUUAAUCACCUUUUGGCAAAUGAUCAUGUGCUCAUCUAAGUUGGGGUGGUGCUUGGUCAUUUACUCUCUUAACUUUUUUUGGUAUGAUGCUUGUAAUGUGUUGUCUCUGUUUGUUUUAUAAUUGUGACCUACUUGUACAACGUAUUCAUAUGUAGAUAUGUUUCUCGAA
Molecule: messenger RNA, 2977 nt
Organism: Quercus robur (English oak)
Lineage: Eukaryota; Viridiplantae; Streptophyta; Magnoliopsida; Fagales; Fagaceae
Product: protein EARLY FLOWERING 3-like
Exons: 4
Coding region: 668-2797 (709 amino acids)
Biological process (GO): regulation of photoperiodism, flowering
Source: RefSeq, a predicted model, not a curated record